GGCACAAGAAUGGAGGCUCUCGGCGGGGAAACGCAUCUUUACAUGCCUUGAAAUGUAAUUUCCCAUGGACACCGUUUACCUUUUUCAUUUCUGUGCCACUCGCGGGGACGAGGAAAUAAAAAAUAAGCCAUACACUGGAGUAAGACGACCACACGAGGACUUGUCCAACGAGAGCAAAUGAGAGGUGUGCUCUUACACUGGCCCUCUGUAUGAAGGAAGUACUCAUCAUGCAUAUGACUCCACAGUGAAGCUUCAGCCCAACACUCAGCAUCCUCACCACCUCUCACAAAGCCACCUUCCAUGAGAUACCUACAGUAUAUAUCAUAAAGACAGCAUACAAACAGUGCCAGCAUGGAGGAGCAACAGGAGGAGGCAGACGGUGCAUAUGUGGAGCACCAGUAUAUGUGCAGUGAGUGCCACCAGCUCUUCAACACCCUCGAGGAAGUUUUAAUCCACCAGCAGAUCCACACUGGCCAAGAGGGUGAUGGAGAAAUGGAGGUGGCCAUCCAGGGCGUCCCAGCUGAGGAGCAGACCCAGCACUACCAGUGUCUGGAGUGUGGGACACUCAUCAUAAACCCUGAGGAGCUGCUGCAGCAUCAGGAGAUGCACAUGAGGGAGGCUGGGAUGCAGAUGGAGCAACAAGAGGUCCUGCAGACGGGAGAAGCCAGGUCAGGGGCUCAUGUGUCAGGAGCGGUCCAGUACCAGUGUCUCGACUGUCUGGCUUUGUUCGACUCACCUGAGACCUGGUUGGAGCACCGACGGACCCACAACAGGAGCAGCACACACAGUAACACAGAGCCCACAGAGUAUGUGCUGCAGCCUGACGGCACCGUCACUCCACUCAGCAGUAUGCAGAACUAUCUGUUGAGUGAGCAGCAGGCUGGGGAGAUACUGGCACAGGUACUUGCCCAGCAGCAACAACAACAGCAGCAGCAGCAGCAACAACAACAGCAACAACAACAACAGCAGCAACAACAACAGAAACAACAGAAACGUCAGUCCGCUUCUAAAGCUGCUACUCCCUCCCGCUCUGCCCUGCUGCCUCCUGUGACGGCAACCCCCGGUUCUGCUACCAUGCACCUGCAGAUUCUCACAGCUCAAGUCCUGGCUGACAACUCCACUGCUCCCAAUCAGAGCGGCUCCAAGUUGCCCCCUCUGUUGUCUGCUGUCGGCAAAGGUACCUCAGAAAAGCUUGAAGUUCUGCAGAAUGGUGUCCAGAGACUCGAGUUAAGGUUGGCCCCCACUGUCCAGGAGCUGCAGCAACCGACAGAGGUGGUGGUCAUCCACCCUUACGAGUGUUCAGAGUGCUCCCUUCUCUUCCAGACUCCAGAGGAUUUCCUCCAGCACCAGGGGGAGCACUUCCUGUGCCAGGACAAGGAGAGUGAAGAGUCCGGGGUCAUGGGUGGCUUCGAGGAAGGGCGAGGGAGGGAGGAGGCAACUGAGAAAGUGGAGGACAUGAGAGUUCGAGUGGCAGAGAAGAAAGAAAUGGUGUGGGCCAAGCCUCAACAAUGUGAGCUCUGCAACCGCACCUUCAAUUCAGUCAACCGACUGGCUGCUCACAAACGUGUGCACGAGCAGGGCACGCAUGAUUGCCCUGAAUGUGGCAAAGUAUUCAAGAAGGUAACUUCACUGCAGACGCACUUGCGCACACACUCCGGUGUGGCCAGGUACUUGUGUGUAGACUGUGGCAACGGCUACACCACUGAGAUGACUCUGAUCAUGCACAGGAAGUCCCACACUGCAGAUCCCCUUCACAAGUGUCAGUUCUGCAAUAAAACCUUCACCAACAUGACCAAGUACCUCUACCACCGUCGCACUCACCUUAACCGUGAUACAUACGGAGCACACGCUGUUGCCUCUAUGGACUCGGCUCCAAGAAGAGCAUCUCUUUCUGCACUUGCCAUCCUGCAGCGAGCAAGAGAAAAGAGGGAUUCCUACACUAACAUGAUGGCACCUCUCACAGAAGAAGAGAUGGAAAAACUGGGAGAUGAUCCAAUACAAAGUUCUCAGGAUCAAGGAAAAGGAGGCGAGGAAGAGAAGGAGGGGGAGGAGUACAAUGCGGAGGUGUCUGUGAUACUUGAGGGUGAAACUGAUGACAUCCAGCAGGUGGAGGAAGCCACCAACUCUGCUUUAGUGACAGACCCAGUGAAUGACACUGAUGCAGGAGUCAUGUUGACCUCCAUGGUCUCAACAGAGGCUGCAUCAUCAGAGAAGGAGCCAUUUUCAUGUCGUACGUGCAAUGAGACCUUUGCCUCCCAGCUGCUGUUAGUUCAACAUCGACGCAAGUCCCAUGUCACCGAGCGCAGCUUUGUCUGUGGAAUCUGUGGCAAGUCCUUUAAGAAGCAGAUGCACGUGCGCAACCACAUUCGAACACAUACUGGCGAGAGGCCCUUUCAGUGUUCUGACUGCGGCAAAACAUUCUCAUCUCUAGCCAAUUUAUUGAGGCACAACCUCAUACACUCUGGUGUUCGCCCAUACCGCUGUGAUGUCUGCCACCGCACCUUCUCUCAGUCCUCCAACCUCCGUCAGCACAGCUUGCUGCACUCUAGCGCUGCAACUCUGUGCUGCCCCGACUGCCCUGCCACUUUUCGCUGGCCCUCCAAGUUAGCAGCACAUCGCUACACGCAGCACCCGGGGUCUCCAGCCCCCUUCUCCUGUCCUCACUGUACUGCUGGCUUCCUGAGCAGGAGGCAACGAGACAACCAUUGUCUGGAGGAGCAUCUGAACCUGGUGCAGGCUGCUACAGGGACAGAAGUGGGCACCAAAGAAAUCAACAACCAAGCUCAGCUGGGCAAAGAGCUGACCUCGGAGCCCUCCACCUCCACCACACUAGAGGCGGAGUCCGGAGACUCAACCAGUCUCUUGCGGGGGGGCCUAGAUUGUAACAUUUGUGGGAAGAAGCUCAACUCUCCUGCCAAUCUGCGACUUCACAGACUGAGCCACUUUGCCUUAGGCCCCGGACGAACGCAGUACACCAAGGGGAAGAGACCUAAAGCCCACAAGUGCCCUGUCUGUGGUAAACAGUUUGUGUCUUCCUCCGGAGUUGCACUUCACCUGCGAGUCCACACUGGUGAACGGCCGUUUCCCUGCCAGGUGUGUGGCAAGCGCUUUCGUCAAAACACACACCUGCGAGAGCACCUGCGUACACACUCGGGAGAGCGGCCAUUCCGCUGUGAAGUGUGUGGAAAGGGUUUCAUCCAGAGUAUGCACCUCGCCGAACACCGACGAACUCACACGGGAGAACGGCCGCAUGUUUGUCUACUGUGUGGCAAAGCCUUCAAGACCUUCUCCAACCUGAGGAACCACAAGAAAACCCACGCCAGGCAGCAGAAGCUGGAUGAGGAGACUGCCGCUCAAGUUGCCAUGGAGACCAGCUCUGCUGUGACAGUGGUGGAUGCAUCAGCUGUGGAAUUAGCCAACAGACAGCCUCAGCUCAUCCAGAUCCAAGCCUCAGAUCUUCAGCAGGGCACUCCUACCAUCAUGUGUAAUGAGUUUGGGGAGACCAUCGCCAUCAUUGAGACAAUUGAGGGUGGAGAGCUGCCUCUGGAGCAGGCCUUGGAGAUCUAUCACACAGCUUUAGAGAACGGCCUCGCCAUGGACACGGUCGCUGUGGAUGGACUGCAGCUCCACUGAGGAUGAGCACCAGUCAGAAACACUUGAAUUAACUCAUAAAGCUACUGGUGAAACGAUGUGUCCGGUACUUCAUUGCACAGACGUAAACUAAGACCAAUGAUAUACUGUGAGGUUGAGAAUUCAAUACUCAGUGUUCAGUUCUGAGUAGUAAUUUACUGGAAGAAUGUUGAAAUGAUAAGAUGCAAAGAUUGAGGAAUUUGGGAAACACACCAAAGUACAUUUACCUCCCUCAAGCUGUUGGAGGGAUCAGUGUUUAAAGGAUGCAUACUGGCAUUCGUUAUGAAAAAGGACCAUAGGUUGUGCCUCCUCACGUUUGUAUUAUUAAUUUUAUUUUAUCAUUGAAAUGAGAUGGAUGUGAUUUUCCUUUUGUCCAAAAAUUGGAGCAUUUGUCUGCAGUAAUGUAUUCAGUUGUAAAUAAGUGAAAUCAAUAAAUGUUUUUUCCAGAUUGA
Molecule: messenger RNA, 4082 nt
Organism: Solea solea (common sole)
Lineage: Eukaryota; Metazoa; Chordata; Actinopteri; Pleuronectiformes; Soleidae
Gene: znf526
Product: zinc finger protein 526
Exons: 8
Coding region: 352-3633 (1093 amino acids)
Biological process (GO): regulation of transcription by RNA polymerase II
Cellular component (GO): nucleus
Molecular function (GO): DNA-binding transcription factor activity, RNA polymerase II-specific; RNA polymerase II transcription regulatory region sequence-specific DNA binding
Source: RefSeq, a predicted model, not a curated record